Messenger RNA from Marchantia polymorpha subsp. ruderalis, 1172 nucleotides. Lineage: Eukaryota; Viridiplantae; Streptophyta; Marchantiopsida; Marchantiales; Marchantiaceae. The record is from the annotation of a GenBank genome assembly.
CCAACACGUGGACAGACAUGGGAGCCGCUCACAGACGUUCAGGUGACAAUCGCAGAAUCACCAUCAUCGUCAUCAUCGCCACCAUCGUCCAAGAAUCUGCUCCGUUCCGAAAGCGCGAGAGGAUCACUCUCCAGUCCCCAACUCGCGCCUCGUAGCCAUCAGUGGCCGAGAGUGGGACUGAUCUCGUGGCGAUGCAGCCCACUUCGACUUCUGCGUGCGGCCUCGCGUUUUCGACCUCCUCCCUCUUUGCACCCUCGGUUUUGCAACCCAGGUGCUUUCCACGCAUUUCGAAUGCCGGACAUGGUGUUUGCUCUUCCUCCGCCCCAAAGAAGUUGAGGAGUGUUGUCUGCAAGAGUAAUGAUGAGAAGAGGACGCCUCCGACUGCGGAGGCCAGUCCGCUUGUAAAACUAGCGUGGUAUGGAUCCGAAGCUUUUGGAAAUGCAGUUGCCACGUUCCGACCGAAGUCCGGUGAGGAUCAGGCUGACGAUGACGGAGAGCUAAAAUUCGACGGCCCUGUGAGUAGAGAAGACGCAGUGGACCUCAUCAAGAAGGACUUUGAUCGAUCUUACUUUGUUACUGGUAAUAUGGCGACAGGAAUUUAUGAGAAUGAUUGUGAGUUUGCGGACCCGUUUGUGUCGUUCAAAGGACUAAAGCGCUUCAGGCAAAACGUCGGGAAUCUCGGGUCCUUCAUGGAAGAGUCCAGUCUAAAGCUCACUGAAUGGCAAGAGUACGAGGAUCGAAUAUACGCGCGGUGGCGCUUCAAUUGCGUAUUGUCUCUGCCCUGGAGACCCAUCCUUGCUGCCACAGGCAGCACGGAGUACUUCUUUAACAAGGAUUCAGGGAAAAUAUAUAAACACGUUGAGUCGUGGGACAUCUCACCUGCAGACGGUGUUCGACAGCUUUUCAAGCCCAAUCCUCGACCCAGAAAAUAGGAGGAUUUAUACUCGUAAUCUUGAUCAGUCUCCUAUUUCGUAUACUACUAUGUUCUCUAAGACCUUGGUCUUAUAGUAUAUCGGCUCUAGGAAUGAGCACAUGAUGAAUCAGUCAGAUCAUCAACUGUAAAUUGUUACAUUGAAAAUGGUUCCGCAUGUAAUAUAACUUUUGAGAUGCUACCAUGACUGUCUGACAUUUUCGUGGAAUAAAGUUCAGAUACUAUUGAUCUUCAAAGUACA